UUAAAUAGACCAAUCAGAAAAAAAUGGACAAAAUUUACGAUCAAAUGACUUUACGAUCAAAGUUAGGCAAAUCGAAAAAUUAGCCUAAGCAUACUUUAUAUUUUUUUAAAUGAUUAAUAGAAAUAUUUUUUAGAUUUUUAAUAAAUCUAAAAUGAGUCAGUCUUAAUUUUAAUUUUAUUGGAUCAACAUUAGUGUUCUUAAACGGCCGAUUUGGGUCUACUUUUAAAAACGGUCGAUUAAGAUUUUGGCCAUAAUAAUAUGUAAGAUUCGAGAUGAAAGUCCAAAAUUUUCCUACUGCGCAAAAUAUUCAGGCUUACAUAAUAUUGGCUAAUAAUCAAAAUACCUUAUAAUGUGGUAAAUUGGUCCAGCAAGGAAGUGGUUAUAAAUAUUGGUUAUUAAUUUUUUUAAAAUAUUAUUAAAUUUUUAAUUGAUAUCACAUAUUUAGUAAAUAAAAGAUAUUUGUAAAAAAAUGAAGAAAUAAUUAAUAGGACCAACAUUUAAAAUGACUUCUAUUUAAUGAUCCUUUUUUUAUACCAAUAAAUUUAUAAUAAAUUGCAACUGUAAUAUAUAAGCGCCGAAUUGUCGCCGCGCUAAAGUGAUUAUGACUAUGGGCCAAACUGACGUGGAACCAUAUAAAUUAGGAAAUUUAAAGGGGAAAAUAAAAAAUACCUUUAUUGUUCUUUAUUCAUUAUAAUAUCGUUUUACGUAGCACAAUUAGAUGAAUGUAUAAUUCUUUGCUUAUGUUUAUAUACAAUAAACGUAUGAUUCACAUUAGAAAUUGGUUCAUCUGAUUGUAUAAUAACAGGAAUAUUUAACCUUAUAAUAAAUGAUCAAUAUAAAUGAAACCUUUAUAAAUAUUGAAUUAUUGAAAAUAACAUAUUAAUUUUGGAUAAAUAUAACCCCGGCCUGAAUAUUUAAAAAAAAUUUAAGGCGCUGUCCUUUUAUAUUACAAAAAAUAAAAUAAGGCCCGACUCGUGUACCCGGACCGGACUUAGGCUUGGGCCUACAUCUCUGAUUUAAAUAUAAAUACAAUUAAUAUAAACAAUUUUUAUAUUUAAAUAGGAAAUUACUCUGCAAAGAAUGUAAAAAAGUUAUCAAUUCUGACGCAUGUAUUUGCAAGACCUGUGAUACAUGGGUUCAUAAGUGUUGCCUCAGUGUACCUGAUAAAUCUUAUAGAACUUGGGCUUUAUUACAAGCACCAUAUUUUUGCAGAUAUUGUUAUAAAAUAGAAGACUCAUUUAUGAGAUUAAAAAUAUCCCCUGAUGUAUCAACGUCUAACAAUGAAUUAGCCUUAAUUAGCAUGUACUACAAGCAUCCCUCUCGUGAAAAUGAUAAUCAAUAUGUAGGGAAAUUAGAUAAAAUUUCUAAAAAAUUGCUUGAAGCUCUUCGCCCGGAACUACUUAAAAGGUAUUCACCUAGGUCUUGCAUAGGAGAUGGAAACUGCUGCUAUAGAGCGCUUUCAUUGGCAAUUUAUGGUGAUGAAAUUCAUCAUUUAUAUAUAAGAUGCGUAACUGCCAUAGAAAUGAUACUUUAUAAGUCAACAUACGAUAUAAAUUCUGCCCUAUAUAUAUUAAGCAAAAAAUACAAUGACCUAAAUAUUUGGGACACUAUUUAUGAUCAAUUAUUAAAGGACGUUUUGACGCCGAUUGAAGGGUGGGCCGAGAUGGCUCAUUUAUAUGCUGCAAGCGCAGCUUUACAGAUAGGAAUUGGGUCCUAUCACUUAAAUGAAAUGAUUGUUGCUCAUGAAACCAAAGAUAAUAAUCCAUAUAAUCGUGAGGUUUAUGGAAGAUCUGUACCUAUAUGGCAACCAGUGGGCAUUAAUAUUUUAUGGACAAAAACCUCAAUAGGGAUAAUGCUAUGUAAUCAUAUAAUAUAUCUGCAACCUGUAUGUAAGACAUAUAGGGUAAAGAAUGAUGAUAAAGAUAUUUUGGAUAUCGAAUGUGAUAAAUAUAUAUAUGACCAUACUUAUUAUGAUUUUCAAAAGUCUCCACCAACACUCUCUGAUGAUGGUUCAUAUAUUUCGAGCGAAGAAUUUGAUUUCUUAGGUAUAUAUCCAUUUAAAAAAAAUGAUAAUAAAACCGUGGUUAAAUCGAUACCAUAUAAUAUUACCAAUAAUUUGAAAACAUCACAAGCAAAUGAAUUUAAUGAAGAAAUAUUAAAAGAUUACUCAGAUAUUUCAGAUGAGGAUUUAUUGAAAAUAAUAAAAACAGAUAUAUUAGAUAUAUAUUAUAUAUCAUAUAUUUCACUUGAACAAUCUGUGAAGUAUAUAGAUAUUGUUCCAAUAUAUCCAUAUAAAGUCGAUUUGACAGAUAUAAAGGAUAUUAAAUCGGAAAGGAUAUACGAUGACUAUGAUUAUGAAUUGCCGUCACCAAGAUUGUGGAAUAAUAAAAGAAUAAUACAUUCCACGCCUAUAAAAGAUAAAAAUUUAGUGGCUUUUACCGCUAAUAUAUCCGAUAUUUUAAAUGAAGAUCUUGUGAAAUAUUCAGAUAUCCUUUCUAAAGGUUUACAUAAAAAAGAAGAAUUAUUAAAUAAGUCUUUUGAAGAUAUGAAGGUUAAUAAGCUAAUAAAGCAUGAUUCCCUAGAUGAUAACUGUAUUGAUAGUGUAAUAUACACUAAGAAUCAUUGUAAAGGAUUUACAUACAAUGAAUUAUUGAAUAUGUUAUUGAAACCAGAAAAUAUUCUAGAAUCAAUUCCACAAGGGACUAAAAAUAAUACUUUUUUUAUUGUAAACAAUAGUAUUAAUUUAAAAAUGAAUAAGGAUGGUUUAAAAAGUUGUUUCCCCGAUGAUUGUGGAGCAUGGACAGGUAAAAAAACGGGUGGUAGUAACCGUUAUUUUGAUUUAGAAAAUGGCGAAAGAAAAGGUCCAUAUAUAAUGAUAGAUAAAGUAUUUUACAUAUUAAGAAAAAUACAUAAUUCUAAUCAUAGAUGUACUAUAAACCCUCAACCUAAUUUAAAUAAUGUAGUUUGCUUAUGUCAAUAUAGUUGUACAUUAAAAAAGGAUCUAAAAUAUAGAAAAAAAAUAUCAUAUUUGAAGAUAUUGCAAGAUGAAAGUUCUUUGAAAAUAGAACCUACUUUUUUAGUAGAAUACAUAGGAAUAUAUCCUGGUAAACUGAGGCAUGGGAAUAGGAAAUAUGAGAAUAUUAUAUAUAUUCGUACGCCUCCUAGCGUUAUAAAGAAAAUUAAAAAGGUUGUUAUAGAUAAACCUACAAGAAAAAUUUACAAGGAAUUUAUAGUUUCAAAAGAUAUAUAUAAUAUACCAAGAAAUACAAAACAAAUAAGAAACUUAAAAUAUAACGAAUUGCACAAAAAUGAUACCGAUUAUAGUAGCAAUUUCGCAGAUCAAGUUCUGUUAAUUUUAAAUAAUAUAAAUGAUUAUCCGAUAAUCAAAAAUAUAUGUAUAAGACCUGAUAAAGUUAUAGCUAUAGUACUUUAUACUCGUUUAAUGCUUGAAAAUAUAAAAUUUUGUUGUACGGGAAAGCAACGAAGUAUUCUUAGCGUUGAUAAAACCUACAAUUUAAGCGAACUCUUUGUGACGCCUACUGUGUUCAAGCAUAUAGCUCUUUGUAAAACGGGGUUGAAAGAUAAAGUACAUCCAUUAUUUUUCGGUCCAAUAUUUUUGCACGGUAAUUCAGAUUACCGGACAUAUAAUAUAUUUUUUUCUGAGCUACAGGGUGUUUUUAAAAAGCACCAAAUUAAUGUGGAGAAUAUUAUUUUCGGAUCCGACGAAGAAUUUGCCAUGGUUUCGGCUUUACGUAAAAAUUUUAAUACUUCCAAACAUUUAUUAUGCACACUUCACAUGAGGAGAAAUUUGUCAAUCUCUUUGAAAAAUAGUCAAGGGGUCCCUAUGAGAUUAAGAGAAUAUAUAAGUAAUAUGAUUUUUGGUGAAAAUGGAAUAAUAUAUUCCACUGAUGACAUUAUGUUUAGAAAAAAAAUGUUAAAAUUUCGAAAUAUUUGCAUAGUUAAUAAAUAUGAUAAAUUUCUUAAGAAUAUGUUUAAAAGUUUCGAAAAAAAACUUUAUGAAUACGUGUAUAUACCUUUAAAGAACAAGUUUAUAUCACAAGUUUAUACUAAUAACAACAGUGAAUCAAUGAAUAGUGUCCUAAAGAUGAUGAUAAAAAAGGUUGUUCCUUUGCAUACAUUAAUAACCAUUAUAUCCGACCAAGUCUUUUACUAUGAAAAAGAAUUAGAACGAGCAGUAAUUGGACUAGGAGAUUAUUAUAUCGAUUGUGAUUUAAGUAAACAUGAUAGGGUAUCCCUUUUAAAAUUUGUAAAGGAAUCUACAGCUGAAGUAGGUUCAAAUAAUCAUAAAUCAACAACAAUCUCUAAAUAUAUUACAUCGUCAUAUGGUAAAAUAACGCUGAUGAGACCUAAAGGUUCGAAAAAACUAUCUCAAUUUAGAAGAUCUAGAAAAUUUUAAAAAAAAUUAUAAAGUUUAUUAAAUAAUAUGGCGUGAAGGAUCACGAAAAACAUAUGUGCUUUUGAUGGCGUGAUAGAUCAUGAGGAGAUAAAAUAAAUAAUUUAUGGCGAGAAAGGUCAUUAAAGCACUAAAAUGUAUUCUAUGACGAGAUCGAAUAUGGGACACCAAAUUAAUGCUUUUAUUGGGGAUAAAAACUAUGAGGAGACAAAGAUUUACAUAGUUUCGAUAUCUGUCGAUUGACCCUCGCAUUAUGGCAAUUAAAUCUUGAAAUGUGAUGAAGGCACGAUAUAUAUGUCCAUACCGAUAAAAGUCAUAGGGACAUAAAAUAAGUGAUUUGAAUGUGAAAAAAAUUAUGAGGGGAAAAAGGCCACCGUAGAUAGUUAUGUAGCACUGAUAAAUUAAUAUGGUACUAACGAUGAUGAAUGAUCGACAAAGAAUAUUAGAGGGAAUUGAUAUAUGAAUCUAAGCGUAAUUCGGAUCUACCUACCCGAGCUUCGAAUAAGACAAAAGGAUUUAUGCCUCGUAUGAAAAUUUCGUAUGGAGUUAAAAAGGUUCCCAGCAUGAUGAUCAAAACAACUUAUUAAAUAUUUUACUAUUUUAGUUAUGUAAUUUUUUGAAAAUUAAUGAAUGUAUAUUUUGUAAAUUUAUGAACUAAAUUAAUUAUUUAUAAUAAAUAUAUAUAUUUAAAAAAUAAUGGGUCAAUAAUUAUGUUAUUUUCUAAAUAUAUAUUUACAUUUUUUUUAUUCUUAUAUGUUGAAAUUGUAAAAUAAAUAACCUAAUUAAUAUCUAAAUAGUCUUUUUUUUUUGAUAUAUAGAGAGGAUUAUGUCUAUAAAUGAUCAAAAUUGU
Molecule: messenger RNA, 5264 nt
Organism: Gordionus sp. m RMFG-2023
Lineage: Eukaryota; Metazoa; Nematomorpha; Gordioida; Chordodea; Parachordodidae
Exons: 4
Coding region: 1241-4417 (1058 amino acids)
Source: RefSeq, a predicted model, not a curated record